This is a messenger RNA of Desarmillaria tabescens, 522 nucleotides long. RefSeq lists its product as uncharacterized. NCBI's taxonomy places the organism in Eukaryota, Fungi, Basidiomycota, Agaricomycetes, Agaricales, Physalacriaceae. The transcript is spliced from 3 exons. The record is from RefSeq and is a predicted model, not a curated record. Bases 97 to 474 code for a protein of 125 amino acids.
AUGGCAUUCGUUGCUGCAGCAAUGUUCUCAUAACAAUUUUGCGACAUAGCCGUUUUGUCGCUAUGGUCCGAGCGGUAGGUUGCCUAGUAUUAUGCUAUGACCGCGGUGUUGUUAUCUCCCACGAAGCGGGUGCCUGUUCCUUGUGGACCUACAAGUCAACUUAUGACGUGGUGGGCGCUAAUUGCCAAGAUAAGAAUAUCUCCACCAAUUCUGUCAAUGUCUAACCAUCAUUUAAUGUUUUGCGUAGUUAGCCUGGUCUCGACCUUUUCCGUCAACAUGUCCUGUCACUUUGCAGCGAUCUUGAUCAAGUUGACACGCAUUCAUCAAUUAUGGCUUGACAAUCAGAUGUAUGGAACAUUGGGCGGUCGUAGAUCCCUGCACCUAAUCGUCCAUAGUACUGCUUUCCACAUACGGUGGUUUUUGGUGGUUAGCCUAGUGCACGGCAUCGUGGAAUGCUACCUACUAUAUCUGUAGUUCUCGCCAGGAAGGAAAUAUCUACGAAAUCGCCUCCAUAAGAUGUCC